Molecule: messenger RNA, 1316 nt
Organism: Actinia tenebrosa (Australian red waratah sea anemone)
Lineage: Eukaryota; Metazoa; Cnidaria; Anthozoa; Actiniaria; Actiniidae
Source: RefSeq, a predicted model, not a curated record
UUCAAGAACCAUGAAAAGAUUUUCUCCUCGUAAAACAAUUCCAUUAUUUAUUACCUUAAUCUUCACAUAAUCAACCCGAAUGGUAUUACAAGAGUUGGUAUUGAUGUCUAAAAGUUCUCCGACCUCGCAAGCUCCAAAGCCUCCGAGUUUUGAGGAGAUUUUGUCGGAUCUUCAGAGCUCGAGUUCAGAAGACGUGGCUUUYGAACAUCCAAGUGAAGUUUGUCCAGAAGUGAGGAAACUUAAAGGGAAUUCCUUCCAUUCGAACAGUGAMAGAGAAAAUACGAAACAUGAAUCUCAAGCAAGCUACCUACCAACACAAAACACGGGCAUUACAACUGGUGAAGACUUGAACAGAGGACAAGAUGAUGAUAAAUAUAAAUAUGUAACAGAAUUUCUAUCGAACUAUCAGUCAUUAGUUAAAUCAUCAACUUCCCUCAAGGAAUUAGGAAAAGAACUUGAGAAUGACAGACAUGAACUUGAGAAAAAGAUAGAGCUUGUUGAAGAAUCAUGGAAAAUUCUUCAGGAGUGAAAAAAAGAUAUGGGAUACUAGUGGUAAUUAAAUCUUUUUUAAAUAGUUUUUUUUGUCCCGCUUUUGAUGUCUUCACUUGCACAAGUUUUGUGAGCCAAUUUUUUAAACAUUUAUUUUACAGAUAUUUUUAUUUGUAAACUCUAGUUUGACUUACMGUAGCUGACAUUGAGCACUUUAUUUAUGAUUCUCUUGCUUGGGAGACUGAGCUUGCAAUCACUCUCUACAAUGCAAAACUUGUGCAUAGGAGCAUUUGACAGUACCCAGGGGUGGACCUAGGGGAGGGGUGCAGAGGGAGCACCACCCCCCCCUAGAUGAGCUGAUAUCUACUGUUUUAUUGGUGUUUGAGUUUGUAAGCAAAGCGUACACCCCCCUAGAAAAAAUCCUGGAUCUGCCCCUGGUACUACAGUAUGUAGCUAGACACACAUUGAGGACAUAUAAUUUUAUUCAACAUAUACUUUUUUUUGUUUAUCCAAUAUUAUAUAUUUUUGAGCUUUUUUUGAGUGGUGAUCCUAGAAAUCUUGGGUCUUUCAAGUUGCAACUAUUUAAAUACCAUAACAUUAUGUUAAAAAUGCUAAAAUAUUCAAAACAUAUGCUGAAAAUUAUUUAUUGUGAAUCAUUCAUUCAUCUUUAAUUGAUAAUGAGUGACUGUGACCAUAGUAUAGAUACAAUUUAAUAACUUCCCAAGAGAUUUUAUAACAUAUAUCAUGGAAAUAAAUUAUACGUAGGUCUAUUUGCAAGUGAUUUGUAUGUGGGGAUUCAUGAAAAAGUAUUAAAAAAUUGUACUCAA